Molecule: messenger RNA, 1614 nt
Organism: Cucurbita pepo subsp. pepo (vegetable marrow)
Lineage: Eukaryota; Viridiplantae; Streptophyta; Magnoliopsida; Cucurbitales; Cucurbitaceae
Product: putative N-acetyltransferase HLS1
Molecular function (GO): acyltransferase activity, transferring groups other than amino-acyl groups
Source: RefSeq, a predicted model, not a curated record
AUGGGUGAAAAAAAGGGAGAGGAGAAAAUUACAGUGAUAAUAAGGGAAGUGAAUGAAGAAAGAGACACAGAAAUGGUGGAAAAACUGGAGAGAAGCUGUGAAAUUGGGUCUAAAUUAGGAGGGGCCUCCAUUUUUACCGAUAUGAUGGGCGAUCCUCUUUGUAGGAUCAGAUUCUACCCACUUCAUAUUAUGCUGGUGGCUGAGCUGCCGGAAAAGGGAGACGUCGUGGGAGUGGUUAGAGGCUGCAUUAAGUCUGUGGGGACUGGCGGCGCCGCCGCCGGAGAAGCUAAUACCACCAGGAUUGGUUGCAUAUUGGGCCUUCGUGUUUCUCCUGCUCACAGGAGGUUGGGAAUUGGGCUAAAGCUAGUACACUCAGUUGAAGAAUGGGUAAUAAGAAAUGGAGCUCCCUAUGCAUUUCUAGCAAUAGAGAAGAAGAACAAAGCCUCAAAGAAUCUCUUCACUCGCAAAUGCAACUAUGUAAAAUUCAGCUCAUUGGUGAUAUUCAGACAGCCAAUUGUGUUCCCAACAAAAGACAUCUCUAAUGGGGAAAUAAAGACAGAGAAACUGAACAUAGAGCAAGCAAUUUCAUUCUACACAAACUGUCUCACAGCUAAAGGAGUUUAUCCAAUGGAUUUUGAUGUGAUUUUGAAGGAAAAACUGAGUAUUGGCACAUGGAUUUCUUAUUUCAAUCAAGAAGAUUGGACCCAAUUGAUUUGUUCAGAGAAGGAUUCAGAGAUUUACCAGAGAAUGCCAAGCUCUUGGGUGGUGUUUAGCAUAUGGAAUACCUGCAAGGCAUAUAAGUUUCAGAUAAGGGAAUCAAAAAAAGAUGAAUUAUUGUUACCUCUAAGGUUCUUGAAAAGUGCAAGAAAAAAGUUCAUUUCCUGCUUCAAAAUGCCAGAUUCUGUGUCGUUUGGGAAGUCAUUUGGAUUCUUCUUCCUGUAUGGGAUAUUUGGGGAGGGGGAGAGAGUUGGAGAGCUUGUUGAGUCGAUAUGGCUUUUCGCUUCGAGAUUGGCUGAAGAAGAGAACGACUGCAAGGCCAUUGUCACCGAACUAUCUGUUUCUGAUCCAAUCAUAAACCACGUCCCACAAAAUAAUAAAUCCAUGUCUCGCAUCAACGAUAACUGGUACCUGAAAAGAUUGAGUGUACAGAGUAGUGAUGAUGAAAGGGAUGAAAUGUUGUUGUCAAAGGAUAUGGAAGCAGCUGCAAAUGUGAUUGUUGACCCCAGAGACUUCUAGAUUUCAAUAUCUAUUCAUACCUGUUUUGCUCCUUUUUCUACAUCAAUCUUCUGUUCAAGAUGCUGACAGCAAAAUUAAUGGUAAAGACCAAGUUUAAAUAGUUCGUAAAACAAGAUGAUUAUAACUCAUUAAAAAUUGCAAGGUUGAGAAUUGAAACUAAACAAUAAUUAAAAGCUCCUGAAAUGGAUUUGAUACACUGGCACAAAAUUGUUUGAACUUUCUGUGAUCGUACUUUUGAAGAAAUUCUUACCAGAUAGUUCAUUAAAAUUGGCUUGUAUCCUUCACAAUCUGGCAAUUAUCCUGAAGAUGUGAGAUCUCACCUCGGUUGAAGGGGAACAAAGCAUUCCUUAUAAGGGUGUGGGAACCUCUCCCUAUCAA